Messenger RNA from Zonotrichia albicollis (white-throated sparrow), 6475 nucleotides. Lineage: Eukaryota; Metazoa; Chordata; Aves; Passeriformes; Passerellidae. The record is from RefSeq and is a predicted model, not a curated record.
ACAACAGGAUUGUCUCCUCCAAGUACACCCUCUGGAACUUCCUCCCCAAGAACCUUUUCGAGCAGUUUCGAAGAAUUGCCAACUUCUACUUCCUCAUCAUCUUCCUCGUGCAGGUGAUAGUGGACACCCCAACCAGCCCGGUGACCAGUGGCCUCCCGCUCUUCUUUGUCAUCACUGUCACAGCUAUCAAACAGGGGUACGAGGACUGGCUGAGGCACAGAGCUGACAACGAGGUGAACAAAAGCAACGUCUUUGUCGUGGAAAAUGCAAAGCAAGUGCGGAAAGAGAGUGAAAAAAUCAAGGUUGGAGACAUUGUAGAAGUGAAAGCAGAUGAGACCUUCCCCUGUGACUUGAUAUUUCUGGCCUCCAGCAGCACUGAUGGCACCUGCUACGUCACCACAGCGAGCCUGGACGGCGAGUCCAACUUCAAGACCCACUACGCCGUGCGGGACACCACCGUGCUCUGCACUGACGAAGCCAUCGACACCCUCACGGCCACCAUCGAGUGUGAGCAGCCCCAGCCUGACCUCUACAAAUUUGUUGGAAGGAUUAUCAUCUAUGGGAGUAACCAAGAGCCUGUAGCCAGGUCUUUGGGUCCUGAAAACCUGUUGUUGAAAGGUGCUACCCUCAAAAAUACCAAGAAGAUUUACGGAGUUGCAGUCUAUACUGGCAUGGAAACAAAAAUGGCUCUCAACUACCAAGGGAAAUCUCAGAAACGCUCUGCAGUAGAGAAAUCCAUCAACGCUUUCUUGAUAGUGUAUUUAUGCAUCUUAUUGGGCAAGGCCACUGUGUGCACAACUCUGAAAUAUGUCUGGCAGAGUAAUCCAUUUAAUGAUGAGCCUUGGUACAACGAGAAGACUAAAAAAGAGAGAGACACGUUCAAGGUGCUGCGGAUGUUCACGGACUUCCUGUCGUUCAUGGUCCUCUUCAACUUCAUCAUCCCCGUCUCCAUGUACGUUACAGUGGAGAUGCAGAAGUUCUUGGGCUCCUUCUUCAUCUCCUGGGACAAGGAGAUGUACGAUGAGGAGAUCCAGGAGGGAGCGCUGGUGAACACGUCGGACCUGAACGAGGAGCUGGGGCAGGUGGAGUACGUGUUCACAGACAAGACAGGCACGCUGACAGAGAACAGCAUGGAGUUCAUCGAGUGCUGCAUUGACGGGCACAAGUACAAGGACUGCAUGGCAGAGGUGGAUGGCUUCUCCCAGCCUGAUGGGCCCCUCAAGUACUAUGGCAAGGCUGAGAAGAGCCGUGAGGAGCUGUUCCUGAGAGCCCUGUGCCUGUGCCACACGGUCCAGAUCAAGGAGGCAGACCAGGUGGAUGGGCUGGUGGCACACCCAGAACGCAAAUACACCUACAUCUCCUCCUCCCCAGAUGAGAUCGCUCUGGUCAAAGGCGCAGAAAAGUAUGGUUUCACUUUUCUAGGACUUGAAAACAAUUUCAUGAAAAUCCGAAACCAAAAGAAUGAAACUGAGAUGUACCAACUUCUGCACGUGCUGAACUUUGAUCCUGUCCGGCGGCGCAUGAGUGUCAUUGUGAGAACCAGCACAGGAAAGUUGCUCCUCUUCUGCAAAGGAGCAGACUCCUCUAUUUUUCCGAGGGUGCAGCAAGAAGAAAUCCAGCAGACAAAAGUCCACGUGGACCGCAAUGCCAUGGAUGGCUACCGAACCCUCUGUGUGGCCUUCAAGGAGCUGACUGAAAAGGAGUAUGACAGGAUUGACAGGCAGCUCAAUGAGGCCAAGAUGGCUCUGCAGGACAGGGAGGAGAAGAUGGCCAAGGUUUUUGAUGACACGGAGGCAGACAUGCACCUGAUUGGGGCUACAGCUGUAGAGGACAGGCUGCAGGAGCAGCUGGCAGAGACCAUCGAGGCCCUGCACGCCGCUGGCAUGAAGGUGUGGGUGCUGACAGGGGACAAGAUGGAGACGGCCAAGUCCACGUGCUACGCCUGCAGGCUGUUCCAGACCAGCACCGAGCUGCUGGAGCUGACGGCCAGGACGGUGGGCGAGGGCGACAGGAAGGAGGAUCGGCUCCAUGAGCUGCUGCUGGAGUACCACAAAAAGCUCAUCCAGGACCUGCCCAAAACCAGGGCUGGCCUCAAGAGAAGCUGGACGUUGAGUCAGGAGUAUGGACUGAUCAUAGAUGGCUCCACGCUGUCGCUGAUACUCAACCCCUCUCAGGACUGUGGCUCCAGCAAUUACAAAAGCAUCUUCCUGCAGAUCUGCCUGAAGUGCACUGCAGUGCUCUGCUGCCGGAUGGCUCCCCUGCAGAAAGCACAGAUUGUGCGAAUGGUGAAGAACACGAAAGGAAGCCCGAUAACCCUGUCCAUAGGGGAUGGUGCAAAUGAUGUCAGCAUGAUUCUGGAAGCACAUGUUGGGAUAGGGAUCAAGGGCAAGGAAGGACGCCAGGCCUCCAGGAACAGCGACUAUGCUGUGCCAAAGUUUAAACACUUACGAAAACUGCUACUAGCACACGGGCAUUUAUAUUAUGUGAGAAUAGCACACCUUGUACAGUAUUUCUUCUAUAAGAACCUUUGCUUCAUUUUACCACAGUUUUUAUACCAGUUCUUUUGUGGAUUCUCACAGCAGCCACUGUAUGAUGCUGCUUACCUGACCAUGUACAACAUCUGCUUCACGUCGCUGCCCAUCCUGGCUUACAGCCUGCUGGAGCAGCACAUCAGCAUUGACACCCUGACCUCGGACCCUCAGCUCUACAUGAAGGUGUCAGACAAUGCCAUGCUGCAGUGGAGGCCCUUCCUGUACUGGACCUUUCUAGGCGCCUUUGAAGGACUCGUAUUUUUCUUUGGGGUUUAUUUUCUUUUCCAAAACUCAUCCUUGGAAGACAACGGAAAGGUGUUUGGGAACUGGACCUUUGGGACGAUUGUCUUCACCGUGCUGGUGUUCACCGUCACUCUCAAGCUAGCGUUAGAUACCCGAUUCUGGACGUGGAUGAACCACUUUGUGAUUUGGGGCUCCCUUGCUUUCUAUGUGUUUUUCUCAUUCUUUUGGGGAGGAGUCAUUUGGCCUUUCUUGAAGCAGCAAAGAAUGUAUUUUGUAUUUGCUCAUAUGCUGACUUCUGUUUCCACAUGGCUGGCAAUAAUUCUCCUGAUCUUUAUCAGCCUUUUCCCAGAAAUUCUUCUAAUAGUUUUAAAAAAUAUAAAAGAGAAAAAUCAUCAGGCUGGCCCCUUUGAUCUGCCUGUGUUAGUGUCAUACAAACGUAUAGAGAAUGGUUAUGUGAAGGCUGAAGAUGCUGUUACUAAUUUGGCAGAAAGAUAUCCUCUCAGGAUACCUUAAAGUGCUCCACACAAACGUUGUCCUGCUGUAGGAACCCAUGGUUUUAACCUGGCAGUGACCUUUGAUGGCACCAAGGACUGCGAGCAGCCUGCUGGGAGAGCAGCCAGGGCACUGGCCCCACGUCAGGCUUUGGUCUUGAGGCUUCCCUGCCCUCCCAGAAAAACCAGUUCUGCCAAAUCCUGCAUCAUUGGAGCUGGGACAGCAUCGUUAGGAGCUCACCCCAACAGCAUGGAUCGAAUGCAGGAGUGCAGUGCCAGCCCCAUCUCUCUGGGGCUCUGUGCCCGCUGCGGAUGUGCCCCAGAGCAGCAGGGCUGCUCACGCUCCUGCUCUGCCUGACCAAAGAAGUAGCACAGACUCCAACCCAGUAACAUUCCCCUGCAGCCCUGAAGGCACUGGGACGAGGCUGCUGCCCUCAGAAGGUGGAUUGAGCCCUGGAGCACCACUGGUGCUGGUGCUGGGCUGUGCUGCCUCGCUGGCAGCUGCCAUCCCCAGCCACGGGUGCCCACAUGGACACGGCAGGAUCACUGAGAAUUCAGGAGAAACCUUUGCCCCUCUGUCCUGCAGGUGGAGCUGGAAACAGUCUGGUCUGGCCACAGCAGUGGUGUCUGUGUGAAGACCUGCAGUGCUGGAAGUGCCAGAGCAUCCUCCCACAAGCGGUUUGCUGCUGGGUUUAUUCCUGCUGCAGAGUGAAGAAAAGGUUGUUCUGUGGCUGUUUGUGAUGGAAGGAAGCUUUGUGGGGGAAAAAGGAAUCCCAGAAGCUGGGCUGUGCCAGACUCUGAGCCCCAGUGCCCAGGCUCCUCUGCUGUGCUUGCAUUACUGCACUGUGCUGUGGCUCCAACACUUUAGAGGGUGAGGGUCAGCAUGGUCCUUGGCUGAUCCCAGGGACAUGGGCUGUGCCUGUCAACCUGCAGGUGCAUGAAACUGCAUCUUGAGUUAUUUGCACUAAGAAAAAAGAAGACAGUUUGAAAUUGAAUACAUGAACCUGAUUUCAUUUUACAUUUUUUUUUAAAUUGGCAUGUUCUUUUCAAAUCUACCUGUACCAUGGUAGUAGGAACUUUCCUGUUUAGGUUCUGCACAGCAAAGGUGAGAUGCCUGACUCUCAAUGUUUUUUUUUGUCUGAUACUUCAUGUGUGGCAAGAGCAGCUUGUUUUGUUGUGUGAAGUCACGAGCAGUGACAGAGCGGGCUGUGUGUCCUGCUGGGUGCUGUGGCAGUCCUGCCUCGUGCUGAUGUUCCCCAGAGGAGCUGCUGGGAGAAGCUUGGGGCUCCUUUCAGAAGCAGCAAUCUCUGCACUGCCGCUGGGUUUGGCUCCUGCUCGCUCAGCUUGGUCAACGGAACCAUUUGGGACAGACAGAACAUUCCCCUCACCAAAUGUUGUGGAACUGCAGGCUGUUAAUUGUUGGAAGAACCAAGCCUUGCUCUCUGGCUGCCGUCCCUGCGGUUCGGCUGCGGCUGGUGCGGAUCGGCUGCUGGCAGAUCCUCUGGUACAUCAUGAGGAGGUUGGAUGGCCUUACCUGAGUGGGAGAGGGCAGUGCUCAGUCCCUGGGGCUGCCCUGCCCUCGCCCAGCGCGGGAGGGAUGGAUGGAAGGAUGGACAGGAGCACUGUGCCGUACACUCUGCACUGGCCUCGCACGAGCAGCGUCCGCGCUCGGCUCCUGCUGCAUGCGGGGCAGGAGCUGCACUGCCAGCAUGUGCCCACGGGCAAAGCCCUCAUCUCCUGCUUCUGUUUGCUUUUCCCAUUUUCCUAGCUCAUUUCACAGACCUAGAGUUCGACUUGCAGCCCUUGUCCCGUGCUCAGCUUUCCCUGCAGAAAUGUGGUGCCUACAGAUCAAGUAUGUGAUGAAUGCAAUGGAGAUGUGCUCUAUAUGCCAAAUCUAACCAUUCUCCUUAAAUACACGGUUGCUGACUUGUGUUUACAUAACCUCUGAAAAAUGGGCACUAAAAUGCCUCAUUCCUGUGAUUCAGAACCAUUCCAAGCCCGAAUGGUCCCAAGCUUGACACCUUGCUUCUCAGUGUGCUUUGUGUCAUGCUCUGCUCCAGGGGUCAGAGUCUGCUCCCCUGGGAUUCCAUUGGUGUCAGUGGGAGCAGUGGAACCUGACGUGUGUGUGAACUGUUCAAAUAGUCACAAAACCAGGAUAAUUCCUGCUGCCUGUCUCAAGCCAGAGCCUUCUGAGAACCAAAUCUUUCUCUUGGCCUUUCCAAGUGUCCUGUCUCCAGCCAGAACAAGCCAUUGCAAUAGCUGAACGUUCAAACCCAAGGUGUGCAGGGUGGAAUUCAUGUGGAAUGUCCUGAAUAGCAGCUCUUUUGGGGGAAAAUGCGGUUUUUCUUGGGCUUGGAUCUUCAGGUAGUGCGCUGGUGUGGGGCUGGGUGCCAGGGCAGCCAGGCUGCCCCGGUCCUGCAGGAGAGCUGACCCUCGUCCCCCAGCAAUGGCAAAGCCAGAAUUCCGAUUGCUGUGGGUGACUCGGGGGGCACAGGAGCCCCUCCUGAGGCUGGAGAGGGGCAGGAGAGGGGCUGCUCCGGCUGUGAGGUGUGGGGCAGCAGGACAGCAGUGGCACAGGGGUGCUCUGGUGGGGUCCCUGGUGCGCUCACGGUGCCCUCAGGUACUGUAAAGGUCAGUACAGGCUUUUCGGUGGAGGAACUUGAAGGAAAAAAGGCUGGGCUUUUCUCAUCGUAAUUUGUUGAAGUUUUAUCACUGACUAGUGACACUGAAAGAUAAGGAAAGUAAUUAAGAUUACCUCUAAAACUCUUAUGUGAUAACAGCGGAGCUUGGUGUAGUCAUAGCGACUUCUCAAAAACUAAUCCUAAUCAUUAUGAGAAUAUUAUAAAUGACUUGGAAUUGCAUAAAAGCUUCAAAUUGAAUUUGUAUACACACAGUUGAAAAAUUUUCCUAAUACUGCACCAUUUAUCCAAUUUCCCAGCUAUAAAUUUUUUUAAAAAACCAUGUAGUGUAUAGAAAAUGUAAAUUAUAUACAGGCAAUGAGCAGAUACAUUUUCAGCUUCUUGCAAAGAAAAAGGACUGCAACCUUACAUUUUUUUCACUUUAAUGCAAUUUUAUACAUUUAUGUUGCUUUAUAUCAAGGAAAUUGAAUGUGAAUGUUACCUUUUAUGAAUGCAACUUGCUCUUUUUUCAUUACAGAAACUUUUAUUUGAAGUAAUCAAUAAACUUUGGUAUGUUGUUCUGAUUAAUAUA